CUGUCAUCCAUCUCUAUUAUUCCCAGGAUUCUAUAUUUGAUAUUUUCUCUUUUCUGAUUUCCCUCUCAAUACCAGCCAUACCAUGAUCCAACCCUCUACCACGCCUACAAUAGAGGAAGUCGCCCCAGCACCGCCGGACGGACAGAGUGUCUCCGCCUCAAAAAAUGAACAAGAACAGGGAGAACAGGAAGAACAGGAGGACCAAGGAUACACCCCCUCCGGGAAGACAUGGCGGUUCUGGGCCGUUUUCCCUGCGCUGUGCAUCACGACGUUUCUCGCCGCGCUCGACACCUCCAUCCUGUCGACGGCGCUGCCGACUAUCGCGCUCGACAUCCACGCCGCGGGCGCCUACAUGUGGAUCACAAACGCGUACAUCCUCUCGUCGACCGUCGUGUUGCCGCUCUUCGGCCAGAUGGCGAACAUUUUCGGCCGCCGCUGGAUCAUCAUCAGCGCGGUGGUGAUCUUCGGCGUGGGCAGCGGCAUGGCCGGCGGAGCCAACAACACCGCCGCAAUCAUCGCCGGGCGGACCGUCCAGGGAAUCGGCGGCGGCGGGAUCAACAUCCUCGUCGACACCAUCAUCUGCGAUCUGGUCCCGCUCCGCCAACGAGGCAAAUACGUCGCCAUGAUGGCCUCCGUCUGGGCCGUGGGUACCACCGUCGGCCCCAUCCUCGGCGGCGCCUUUGCCCAGUACGUCUCCUGGCGGUGGGUGUUUUAUAUCAACCUGCCGCUGUGUGCGGUCGCGCUCCUUCUUCUCCUCCUCUUCCUGCGCGUCAAACAUCCUCGUCGACCGGCGGGAACCACAGUCUGGCAACAGAUCCUCCGCAUCGAUCUGCCGGGAAACAUCAUCCUCACCAUGGCCGUCGUGGCUAUCCUGAUGUCCUUGACCUGGGCGGGAACCUCGUACCCCUGGUCUUCAUGGCGUAUUCUUGUUCCCUUGCUCCUCGGUCUCGCUGGACUCGGUCUCUUCUAUCUCCAUCAGGCCUCGCCCUUCUGCGCCGAACCCUCCAUCCCACUCCGGCUCUUUUCCAGCGCCACUGCCCUCUGCGCAUUAUGGAUUUCCUUCCUCCAGAACAUGCUCCUCUACUGGGUCGGCUACUUCCUGCCGGUCUACUUCCAGGCCGUUCGGGGCCUCUCCCCCACCCAAUCAGGAAUUCUCUGUCUCCCCAUCACGGCCGCCAUCGCCCCCUUCGGCGUCAUCACGGGCAUCCUCAUCGCCGUGACGGGGAAGUACCGCAUCUUCCAUUUCAUGGGGUACACCUGUCUCACAGCCGGCGUGGGACUACUCUCUCUAUUAAAUGUCGACUCCCCCGCAUCUCACUGGGCUGGCUUCCAGGUUCUCUUCGGCGUAGGGUCCGGCAUGGUCUUCUCCAGUACCUUGCCGCCUAUCCAGGCUGUGUUGCCGGAAUCGGACGUCGCCACCGCAACGGCUACGUGGGCGUUUAUGCGCAGUCUAGGUUGUAUCUGGGGGAAUAGCCGUCCCUACCACCAUCUUCAAUUCGCGCGUGGCACAUCUUCUACACCGGGUGGGUAGUGCCGCCCUGCGGGCCGAGCUGAGUAAUGGCGGCGCGUAUGCGAUGGCAAGUGACGGGCUUGUGCGUGAAUUUCGCAACACUCCUCUCUUGCAAGCGGAGGUGCUGGACCUGUACGAGAGUAGUCUGCGCUGGGUGUGGUGGCUGGCUGUGCCUUUUGGGGUUUUGGGAUUGGUUCUUGCUAUUCCAAUUAAGCAGUUGAUUCUUAGGGAGGAUCUGCAUACCGAUUUUGGCUUGGAAGAAGUAGUAGAAAGAGAAGAGGAACGAACAGGAGAGCAGGAGGAGGCUACGGAAGAAGUAGAAGAGGGAGUAGAAGAAGGAAACAGUUAGAUUUAUAUUUCUUAUACUGCCUUAUAUCUUGGUAGCAAAACACAGUCGACGGAAUUC
Penicilliopsis zonata CBS 506.65 is the source of this 1916-nucleotide messenger RNA. RefSeq lists its product as hypothetical. The record is from RefSeq and is a predicted model, not a curated record. The coding region runs from base 83 to 1531 and encodes 482 amino acids. The transcript has a single exon. NCBI's taxonomy places the organism in Eukaryota, Fungi, Ascomycota, Eurotiomycetes, Eurotiales, Aspergillaceae. Gene Ontology annotation, molecular function: transmembrane transporter activity. Gene Ontology annotation, biological process: transmembrane transport.